GCACACAAAUGGUUUUGCUGUUAUUACUAUAAACCGGAUAAAAAAUUAAGCAUUGAAAUUUCUACGUAUCUCUUUCAAAUUCCAUUGGUCUCCUAUGUUCAUUCAUUGACGAGAAUGGAUUGUAAAUAAAUUCGAAUGAAUUAUCACGAUUAGUGGACGAAUCAAUUGACGAAAAAUCCUGAUAACCCCAAAUCUCACCAGUGGAUUGUCAUGACAUUUUGUCGAAUCAAAAGCUCCUGAAGAAUGAACAUGGAACAGAGAUCGUACAAGUAAAUUAUUACGAUCGUCACAUUAUAUUAUCUAUGAAAAUUAAUGUAACCCAUGACCCCUAAGAGCGAUGGACCUCCUCUCCCAGGUGCCUCUUCUGUCUUGUGAUGAAGAGACCAAGGGAUUCGACCGCGACGCUGGCAAUCGCUGGAUCUACCCAGAAAAUCUUCCAGUUAGAAAAUAUCAAUUCACUAUUGUAAAGACUGCAUUGUUCAAUAAUACUUUAGUAUGUCUUCCAACGGGUCUUGGAAAGACGUUCAUAGCAGCUGUAGUGAUGUACAACUACUUCCGAUGGUAUCCCAAAGGCAUAAUUGUCUUUCUCGCCCCCACGAAGCCCCUAGUUGCCCAGCAGAUCGACGCUUGUCAUGACAUCAUGGGGAUCCCGAUUAGUGACACAGUCGAGCUCACCGGCGCAACCAAUCAAACGAAACGUGCUACAGCCUGGCGCGAGCGUCGCGUUAUCUUCGCAACACCUCAGACCUUCCAGAAGGACCUCGAACGCUCCAUUGUCCCCACAGACCUCAUAAAAUGCAUUGUCGUCGACGAGGCCCACAAAGCCCUCGGAAAGCAUGCCUACUGUGAGUCAAUCCGCAUGAUGCACCAGGCUAAUCCCUACUUCAGAAUCCUCGCCCUUUCUGCCACCCCUGGAAGCAAACUGGAGGCGGUCCAAGAUGUUAUCAGGAAUCUCCACAUCACCCACCUGGAAUUGCGAGAUGAUACAUCUCCAGACAUCACUCCCUACAUCAACGAACGCAAAGUAGAUAUAAUCCUCGUUGACUUGGGUCAAAACCUCUCCGAAUUCAAGGAACGGUACAUCGAAAUAAUGGAUCGACACGUGAAAAUUCUCCUCCAGUACAACGUUCUCAAAACCUCCGCUGCCCACAUCUCCAAGGGACGAAUCUUCUACAUCCUGAAUGAAUACAAAUCUCAUCCAAAUAAAUCUAACCACCAUGGAAUCAUCAUGAAGACCCUAAACAUUCUCCUCACGAUGUACCAUGCUUAUGAGUUAAUUAUUCGUCAUGGACUACGAGCAUUCGUCCAUUUCUAUCAAAACCAUUCUGAUAAAUUCUGGCUGGAUAAUGAACCAGAACUCCAAGAAUUAUUGGAGAACAUCAGACAGUAUCUUGGUCCAUUUCCAGAUGCAGGACCGUUCAUGGACGGAAGUGUCACCGAAGUCCCCGAAAAUCUUGUCUUUGGUCAUGGAAAGUUCGAGACUCUUCGAAGUAUAUUGAUCCAGCACUUCAGACGAGCUGAAAAUAAGGAAAACAACACGAGGGCAAUAGUUUUCACUGAAUAUAGAGACAUUGUCAACGAAGUUUAUGUUUUACUUCUUCAGUCUCGUCCUCUGAUUCGUCCCCAGGUGUUCGUAGGUCAAGCUGGACUCAAGCAGAGGCAACAAAAGAAGGCUCUCGAGGAUUUCAGAAGCAACCAAGUCAACGUUUUAAUAUCAACAUCAGUUGGAGAAGAGGGAUUAGAUGUUGGAGAAGUAGAUCUCAUCGUCUGCUUCGACAUUUCCCAGCACUCACCAACGAGACUGGUCCAGCGAAUGGGCAGGACAGGACGGAAACGUAACGGACACAUAAUUGUCCUUGUUACAGAUGGGAAAGAGCACGAAACCCUGCAGGCGGCUCUAUCUAAACGAGACUCAAUGAACAAUAAAGUUCUGCAUUCCAAUGGAGUUAUAUUAGCUCUGCACAAUUCCAGUCCUCGAAUGAUCCCUGAGGAUAUUCAACCUCAAGUUCACAAAAUUCACAUGACAGUCCUACCCAAGGGACCACCAGAGAAGAAAGGAAGGAAGAAGAAAAAUCAUUUGGAAACUGAGAAGAAAACGAAAAGAGGAGGUAAAUCUAAAAAUCAGAAAAAUCCUGAAGGGGCUGGAAAAAGUAGUGGACGGUGUGAAUCGCUCAUGAGGUUCUUAACAACAGUACCUAAUGAUAAUGAUGAGAUCGAUAAUGAUAUCGUAGCUCCAAAAAUCCAGGAGACGAGGAUUUCCCAGAUUGAAAAUAGCCAACCCCUCAGGGCUAAUUCCAUGAGCCUUGAGGACAUUAAGCACGCCGACGUCCAGCUCUUGACUAAUGAUAAUGAGACUAUUGAGUUCCUGACGCUGUGUGCCACCAGACAGUCUAAAAAGUAUAAUAAUGAGAAUAAUAAUAAUGAGGAUGAAGAGAACAGAAAUUUGGUGAUUCGUUAUGCUCCUAAAGUAGAUAAUUGUGAAGAUAAUUUUUUUAGUAAUUUGAGAAUUCCUGAUGAAGCAAUUUUGGACUGCUUAAAGACUGUUAAAAUGUUUGUUGCACCUGUGGAGGAUGAACUAACGCAAAUGACUCCUGAGGGGAUUAUUUCGGGGGGAGUAGAUAAUUACCACAGUCCGCAGGAUUUCAUGGACUGCGGCAAUAAUUUCGAGGAUCUAUUGAACACUAGUGAGUCAGAUAAUGAUGGUGAAUGUGAUAAGAGAGAAUCACCACCUUUGGAAAGUGUUGAUUGGAGUCAUAAUAAAAGUAAAAACAGUAGUCAAGCUGCUCAGAGGAAUUUGGAAGUUAAUGUUAUGAUUAAAAGUGAUUUUGAGAUAGUUCUGGAUGAUUCUUCCGACGAGGAAAUUCAGAGAAGCCCAGAGAUUUGCACUAAAAGGUCAAAAUCACCUUUUCAAAGUAUGAAAACUCAUGAGAAAAUUCCAUCUCCCGAAUGCUAUGCGGAGAAUGCAUUUGAAAAUAUUUUGGAUGAAGCCUCGGAUGAGGAUCCCGAUGCAACACAGUUCGAUUUCAACUCCAUGACGACUGAUGUUAAAAACGCUGAGGUAGGAAUUGAAGAAAAUGGGCAUAGUAAGGAUUCAGAUGAUGGAAAAAUGGAUAAAACCCUUGAGAAUACAGAAACGAUGGAGAUGGAAGUGGAUGGGCCAAUCAUGGAGACAAUGCCCUGCAGUCCGUCGUUGGUGGAAACUGCGGAUAUUCGUAUUCCAUUUUCCUAUAAUUCUACGGAUAGGAACUCAGAGGUAAAUAAUGAAAAUUCACUGGAUGAUGAGAUAGAAGUUCUCGACAUUGAAGAAACUCAAAUUGAACAUCCGAUAGACUUGACACACGAUAAUAAAAUUGCACGUAAAUCUGAGGAAAGAAAUCAAUCAUUAUCGAUAGAAAAUAAAAUUGAAAAAAAGGAACUCCCCCAGAAGGAAAUGAAUUCAUUUUCAACACCUAGUAAAAAUUCCAAUAAUUCAUGCGACAAAGUCAGUAAAUCUUGUACAGGAAAUGAAAUACAAAUUAAUUCUCAUCCUGCGAUGAAUGCAAUUCUUUCGGAACGAGAGGAUAAAUCUCGAUAUUGUGUCAAUGAACUAAAUUUGACGGACUUAGAAGAUGACUUUGAACCCUGGGAGGAUAUGGAAAAGAUAGCAACAAUGCCACAAGCUUCUGUACUAUCGGAAAGCUUCACCCCUCAAGCCAGCACAAGUCACACCAAUCUGGCCAAUCCAAAAUCGUCGUCUAUCGCGCACCCCCUCAAGUUAUCCAAUCAAAAGGUGGAAAAACAUGUAAGCCAGCGUCAAGGGCCAUCCAAUCACAACACGUCUCUGAAGAAUCCCAUUACUUCUGGUGGUAAUCGAGGAAAAGAUGUGCACAAUGUCUCAACGAAGAAAAGGUUUCCACACAGGACCAUUUAUAAUAAAUUAUUAAACCGUUUCGAGACUCCUACAAAAUCCAGUGGAGUCAAUAAAUCAACAAAUAUUUUCACUCCAACUACUUCGUCUGCUCCUUCAGCCGUGUCGAAUGGUAAGAAACCCAAUAAAAUGUUUGAAGAUGACUUGGAUGACUUUGAUUGGGGUAGUGACUUUGAAACUCCACCAGAGGUCAUAAAUUCCGAGUCAAGAUUUUUCGAGGGAAGCACACAGCCGCCGACCAAAAUCAGUGAAUCUACGGGCUCUUCGGGGGAAUUCUCAUCGUCUAAAUAUUUUAAUAAAGCUCGCGAUAAACCCCAAGAUAAGCCUUCGAGUAAACCCUUCCAAAAUUCUUCCUUAAACAAUGAUAAAUUAGCCGCAAUUCGUGCUACUUUAUUCUCAAAGCCUAGUAAAGAGUUUGUAACUCAACAAAAUUCAGACUCUGACGACGAUUUUUCAUCUACCAAAAUCAAAAAGAGUGUCUUCAAUGGAUAUCGCAAUAAUAAAUCAGUAAAAACUAGUGAUCUGGCCUCCAAAACUGACAACAAAAUCCCUCAGAAAAUUACAAGUACAAGUGACAGCAGAGCAAUUCCUACCUCGAGUGUGAGUAAUUUCGCUCUUCCAAAGGCAGUACCACCAAGAAUUAAUAAAAGAGUUUCAAAUCAAUCAAGUAAUUCAUCGAAGAAAAGAAGAAAACCAAUGGGAAGCAGAAGAGAUCGAGUCAAAAGUGAUUUUAUUGAUGAUGAAGCUGAAGAAUCUGACGACUACUGCAACGAAGUAACUGAUUUCUCUGAUGAAGAUGAUGACGAGGACCUUAGGGAUUUUGUUAGCCACACUCAGGUACACGAUGAUUCAGUGGAUAUGAAGGCUUACUACCUUCAAAGCACAAGGAGUCCGAAGAAAAGGAAUGGAUAUCAUCUGAAAAAACCCAAAACUCCACCCCCAAAUCUUCAGAUUUUCUCGCAGGCUGUUGAACCUGACACUUAUAUGUACGACUCUUUCUGUGUGAGCGCUAGUCAAGAGGAGGACGAGGUCUUCGCUGAUGAUUCAGAUGAGGAGAUAACCAUUCUCGAGGAGAUUGAUCAUAAAUCCAGCAAGAAGAGAAAGAGAGGAGAUUCGGUCGACUCUAAGGGAAAAAGAAGGAGGAUCCACACGGCGGAGGACAACAGUAGUGACGAUGAGACUGAGAAUUUGAGGGCCGCCAUCUUGGAAGAGUCUAUGAUGUUGAAAAAGCGACGGUGAUUUUUUUGCUGCCAUUAAUUUUUAAUGAAUCAUUACCGUAAAUUUAUUGUUACAGUGGUAAGAGAAGACACGAGUUUUUUUAGAAGUACAUCUCUACUUGUAUCAAGGAAUUCA
Messenger RNA from Diachasma alloeum, 5260 nucleotides. It is a transcript of the gene Fancm, whose product is annotated as ATP-dependent DNA helicase MPH1. Gene Ontology annotation, biological process: interstrand cross-link repair; double-strand break repair via synthesis-dependent strand annealing; replication fork reversal. The transcript is spliced from 2 exons. Lineage: Eukaryota; Metazoa; Arthropoda; Insecta; Hymenoptera; Braconidae. The record is from RefSeq and is a predicted model, not a curated record. Gene Ontology annotation, molecular function: ATP binding; four-way junction DNA binding; 3'-5' DNA helicase activity. Bases 338 to 5146 code for a protein of 1602 amino acids.